CCAUGCUGUUGAAGUUGAAGUUGAAGUCUCUGCUCGAAGGCCAUCCUCAGUUUGGUAUUUCCCGAGAUACUCACAUUUUCCGGUCCAGGAGCUCAAGGAGUCCAGAAAUGGCACCUCCGAUACUUUCCUUGGCUUUGCCCUCCGAGACCGGUCGAGUUCUCAGUAUUCAAUCUCACACAGUUCAGGGAUAUGUUGGAAAUAAAUCAGCUGUCUUCCCUCUCCAACUAUUAGGCUAUGAUGUGGAUCCAAUUAAUUCAGUGCAAUUCUCAAACCACACAGGAUACCCAACUUUUAAGGGCCAAGUUUUGAAUGGACAACAGCUAUGGGACUUGAUAGAAGGCCUUGGAGCAAAUGAUUUAUUGUACUACACUCAUUUAUUAACAGGUUAUAUUGGUUCGGUUUCUUUUUUGAACACUGUGUUGGAAGUUGUUAAUAAGCUUCGUUCCAUAAACCCGGAACUUACAUAUGUAUGUGAUCCAGUGAUGGGUGAUGAAGGAAAGCUCUAUGUCCCUCUAGAGCUAGUAUCAGUAUAUCGCGAAAAGGUUGUCCCAGUGGCUUCAAUGUUGACGCCCAACCAGUUUGAAGCAGAACAGUUGACUGGUUUCAGGAUUGGCUCUGAAAGAGAUGGCCGGGAAGCUUGCAACAUCCUUCAUGCUGCCGGGCCAUCAAAGGUUGUGAUUACAAGCAUAAAUAUAGAAGGCAAUCUUCUUCUUAUUGGCAGUCAUCAGAAGGAAAAGGAUCAAUCUCCUGAGCAAUUUAAGAUCGUUAUUCCCAAAAUUCCCACAUAUUUUACGGGAACAGGAGAUCUUAUGACUGCUCUUCUACUUGGUUGGAGCAAUAAAUAUCCUGACAACCUUGACAAGGCAGCAGAGCUUGCAGUAUCAAGUUUGCAGGCACUUCUGCAGAGAACACUGAAUGAUUAUAGAAGUGCCGGACACGAUCCCCAGUCAAGCAGUUUGGAGAUUCGUCUGAUUCAAAGCCAGGAAGAUAUUCGCAAUCCACAAGUUAAAUUCAAAUCUGAAAAAUACAAAUAAAUUCUUUAGCUUAUCAAGUACAAAUUACCAGAUGCUCGUGGCAUAGGUUAUAAAAAGAAAACGUGGUUUCUUUCCCUAUUGUUCUUUUCCAUAGACAAAAGGUUUAUAUUGCUCUUAAUUGUCGAAGAACUGUAUAAAAAACCUCAAAUUUUGCUUGGACUAGAUAGACAAAUUGGGACGACUGAGGGUCGGUUCUUUUGAUUAAGUUAUUUUUUGCUUCGAUAUUC
This is a messenger RNA of Juglans regia (Persian walnut), 1261 nucleotides long. RefSeq names its product pyridoxal kinase-like. NCBI's taxonomy places the organism in Eukaryota, Viridiplantae, Streptophyta, Magnoliopsida, Fagales, Juglandaceae. Gene Ontology annotation, molecular function: pyridoxal kinase activity. Bases 3 to 1034 code for a protein of 343 amino acids. The transcript is spliced from 13 exons. Gene Ontology annotation, biological process: pyridoxal 5'-phosphate salvage. Gene Ontology annotation, cellular component: cytosol. The record is from RefSeq and is a predicted model, not a curated record.